Molecule: messenger RNA, 1138 nt
Organism: Rhodofomes roseus
Lineage: Eukaryota; Fungi; Basidiomycota; Agaricomycetes; Polyporales; Fomitopsidaceae
Product: P-loop containing nucleoside triphosphate hydrolase protein
Exons: 7
Coding region: 38-694 (218 amino acids)
Biological process (GO): intracellular protein transport; protein localization to organelle; Golgi to plasma membrane protein transport
Cellular component (GO): Golgi apparatus
Molecular function (GO): GTP binding; GTPase activity
Source: RefSeq, a predicted model, not a curated record
GCGGGCGACGCGCUUUCACACUCGGACCAAUGUAACCAUGUACCAUCUUCUGAAGGGGUUCUACGAAUAUUUCACCAGAAAGGAAGAGUUCUCCGUGAUCAUUCUUGGACUCGACGGCGCUGGCAAGACAACAUUACUAGAGAAGAUCAAGACGCUAUACAAUGACACUCCAGGGCUUGCUCCGGACAAAAUUGCGCCAACAGUCGGUCAGAACAUGGGCAAGAUAACACUGCCAUCUACGAUUCUUCAGUUCUGGGACUUGGGUGGUCAAAGGGGGAUCCGAUCUAUAUGGCAUCGUUACUACGACGACUGUCAUGCGGUGGUCUUCGUCCUGGACGCACAGGACCGCGAGAGGCUAGGUGAAGGAUGGGAAGUGUUCGACAACGUCCUGUCGGACCCUAAGAUCCUCGGCGUUCCACUGCUCCUGCUCGCGAACAAGCAGGACAGUCCACACAGCCUCUCCGUAGAGGAGAUCCGAAAUGACUACGAGGAAUGGUACCGCAGCAAACAGGAUGCGGCCCGCCGGAGGUAUGGAGAUGAAGUUGAGCUAGAGCACCGCAGAGACCGGAUGGCCAGUCUCGAUGUCAUGGGUAUAUCCGCAUUGGAGGGGACCGGUGUUCAAGCAGCGGUAGAUUGGCUAUUCAUACGGGUGCAGAAUAGCCGUCGGAGGGAUGAGCAAAACGAUGGCAGAUAGCUACUGGUGUCAUUGAUUGGCCCUCGUCACUAUCCACUGCCAUUUUCAGGUCCUGCACUACGUAUGAUGGAUAUCACUCCUUUAAUCGCUACCACAUUGUCAAACGGAGCCUCCGGACGAGAACUGUGAUCUCGCCGCAUGAUGGAAUGAGUUGCUGCGCAGGUGCCUAUUCUUCGAUCGCGGCACGCCUCCUCAUACGAGUCUCAGAAUCCUCUGCUCGCGAGUACGGAGGAUGUCUCUUGUUGAGCGAGAGGCUGGUUGCAUCCGCCAACUGAACCUGAGGAGCUUUCCCUCAGCCUAGUACCACUGGCGAGAAAGCAUUCCACCGGACGUGCCGUGUCAAGUGUACAGCAAAGUGACUAGUGCCCCCUAUUCUAUUUAUGAGAAGAGGACGAGGAGGGGGUGAAUAGAAUAUCGCCUCAUCACCUAUUGGCCUCAAUGUCG